Molecule: messenger RNA, 438 nt
Organism: Heterostelium album PN500
Lineage: Eukaryota; Evosea; Eumycetozoa; Acytosteliales; Acytosteliaceae
Product: ecotin precursor
Exons: 1
Coding region: 1-438 (145 amino acids)
Molecular function (GO): serine-type endopeptidase inhibitor activity
Source: RefSeq, a predicted model, not a curated record
AUGUCGAGUGAAGGAUUAGAUUGUAGUCAACCAUUGUCCAAGGUAGCACCCUAUCCAGAGCCAAAGGAAGGUCAGAAGCGAAGUGUCAUCUAUCUUCCACCGUUGGAGGACGAGUAUGCCGCCAAGGUUGAGUUGGUCAUCGGUAAGACGCUGUUGGUCGAUGGCAAUCGUCAUAUGCUCGGUGGUAAGCUCGAGGAAGUCACUCUCCAAGGUUGGGGUUACACCUACUAUGUAGUGGAGAACGUCGUCGGUCCCAUGUCGACACUGAUGUUCAUCCCAGGUCCAAAAACCGAACAAUUCGUACAGAUGCGUAGUAACAAUGAACUUGUACGUUACAACAGCAAACUUCCAAUCGUUGUAUACACACCUGCCGACGUUGAAGUUCGUUACAGAAUUUGGAGAGCAGAUACACAAACACAAAAUGCAAUUCAAAAGUAA